Molecule: messenger RNA, 1806 nt
Organism: Nasonia vitripennis (jewel wasp)
Lineage: Eukaryota; Metazoa; Arthropoda; Insecta; Hymenoptera; Pteromalidae
Product: golgin subfamily A member 6-like protein 6
Exons: 4
Coding region: 1-1806 (601 amino acids)
Source: RefSeq, a predicted model, not a curated record
AUGCUGCGUCUGCGGCAAAUCUACCAACAGGAAGGUCUCACAUGCCCGACCUGCAAGCUCUUGUGUCACGCAAGUUGCAUGGAGCAACUUCCGCCUGAAAAUGAGGACGUGCAUUUAUCAUCCUGCCUCAACUGCGCUGGUAACACAGGCAGCAAGGUCAAGGACGUCCCGACAUCAGUGAGGUCACCAUUGGGCGCCCUGUGGGGCGAAAAUGGCAAGAUCAAGGUCAGCAAUGGUGGCACGAUAAGCAAAAAUGGCAGGAACACCAGCGUCCGCCCGCGCUCUGCAACCAACAUCAAGAAGAACAGCUUGGAAAGAGGAGAGACAGGGAAUAGACUGAAGGACACGCCGACGGGUAGAGGAUCAAGAAGAGGAGGAAGAGGAAGGGGAAGGGGACUGAAACAACGAAGUUUAUCGGAGAGCUUUGCAAAAGACAUAAAAGAAGGAGGAAAAAGAAAGGAGAGGAGCCCAGCGGAGGACGAGGCAAAGAAGAGAGAAAAGGUCGAGGAAGGAGAAAAGAGAAGCCCGUUUGAGAAGAGUAACCUGACGCUGAGGACACCACCGAAGAAAGGAAACGAGAAAGAGAUAGAAGACCGGGAAAUGGAGAAAUUGCAGGAAACCCUGAACAACAUAUGUGAAGGGAUGAAAGAAGAGAGGAACGAGAGAAAAAGAAUGAUGGAGAAGUGGGAGGAAAAAUGGAAAGAAAAUGAGGAAAGGAUAAAGGAAGCCCUGGAAGAAUUCAAGAAGAAGAUGGAAGAGGAGAGAGAGGAAAGAAUAGAGAUGGGAAAGAGAGCAGAGAAGGCGGCAGAGGAGGAAGGUAAAAGAAGGGAACAACUAAAGGAAGAAAUGCUAGAGAAAAUAAAAAACCUAGAGGAGAGAUUUGAUGAGAGAAUGCCGGAAAGAAGCAGAGAAAGACCAGAGCAAGAUCGAAGGGAAAAGAGUGCAGAAGAGGAAGAAAGAGAAAAAAGGCAGAUGGAAGAACUGGAGUGGAGAAUAGAAGAGGGAGAGAGAGAGAGGAAGAGAAACAACGUGGUGAUAUCAGGAAUCAGAGGAGAAGGAUGGGACAAGGAUAAGCUGAAGAGCUGGGUAAGAGACAAACUGAGAAUAGAGAUAGAAUUCAAGAGAGUAUGGACAAUAAGAGGAAGAGCCAACAGCAAAAUAGGAGCUCAGUGCAAAGACGGAGAAGAGAAAGAAAAACUGAUGGGGAUGAAGAGCGCGCUGAAAGGGACGGACGUGUUCAUCGACCACGACACGACCUGGAGGGAGAGAAGGACGAGGGAGAAACUGAACGAGUUAGCAAAACAGUGGAAGAGAGAGGGUCACACAAGAGGAAGGGACAGCUUUUUCGAAGAGAGACAGGAAAAAGGGCAGAGGACAGAAGAGCAGAAGGACAACACAAGGGAGGAGACCAAUGAGAGCAUAAAGGUAGUAAGCUGGAACGUGGCAGGGAUAAAAGGACUAGGAGAGGAGGGCUGGAGAUACCUAAAAGUGUUCGAUGUGAUCUGCCUGCAGGAAACAUGGAUGGAAGAUGGAGAAGGAGACAAGAUAAAAAAGAGGCUAAAAGGAUACGAAAUCGAGGUAAGAGAAGCAAAGAAGGGGGGUAGCAGAGGUAGGCUUAAAGGGGGUUUGCUAACGGCAGUAAGGACAGGGGGGAGCGGGGAUAAGAUAGAAUGGAUGAGAGGCAGGUCAGGAGAAUGUAUAGGGGCGAAGGUGAGGAUAAAGGGAGAGGAAUGGUGGAUAUGCACGACAUACAUGAGAGAAGAGAAAUUGAGAGAAUACAUGAAAGAAAAAGAAAAACAACUAUGA